AUGCUGCCACUGCCAGAGGUAGAUGUGACGCUGGCCAAGCUGAAGGAGUCAGUGAGAGUCUCUGCUGAGGGCACUGAGGGCGAGGGCGAGCUCAACAGCUUUUACGCGGCGGUGGAUCGGUUUGUGGCCAGCGGUGCUGCAGCAGCGGCUCAUGGCGAGAUCCGCGAUCUGGCGCGCGAGGUGGCGGCUAGGAACGGUGCUGGCUUUCCGGGCUCGUGGAUUGAAAAGCUCUGGCUGGAGGCAUACCUUAGUGAUGGCAACCCGCUGCCCAUCAACAUCAACCCGCACUUUGUCCUCGACUCGGCGCCGUCGUCGGUGGCGGCGGCGUCGGCAGCGGCGACGGCGACCGGCAUGCUCGACUGGUGGGCCGGCGUGCUCGCUGAGCCGCAGGCCCCAGGGGCAUACAUCCCGCUCGAGCGGCGGCCCGAGCUGAUGGGCUCCAUUGAGGUCUCAGCCUGGUCCAAGGUUAUGGGCUUCGCCCGGCUGCCGCGGACCGAGGCGGCGCAACCCGACACGGCGCACGUGUACGAUCCGACGACUGACGGUGCCAAGCUCGGUGUUGUUUGCAACGGACACUACUACACGGUCGAACCGGUCAUGGCGAGCGACUUUAGUGGUCCGAUGCCUGUCGAGCUACUGGCACGGACGAUGGAAGCCAUCCAGGACGACGCCCACAGCCGGGCACCCGGCUGGGCGUCUGGCACUGAGGUCGGUGUCUUCACCGCCCUUCCGCGGCUGGAGUGGGGCAUGUGGCGGGCGCGGUUUGCGGCGUCAUCGCCCGCGGCGGCGGCCUUUCUUUCCGAGUGGGACUCGAGCCUCUUUGUUGUGGCCCUUGACAGCGCACCGCUCAGUGGACGGUCGAUGAUGCACGGCAUGCCUGCUGCGGGCACGUUCAACCGCUGGUUCGACAAGAUGCUUGUGGCUGCCGAUCCGAGCGGGCGCGUCGGCUUUAACUUUGAGCACUCGUUUCUCGACGGCAUUGUGUGGAAGCACAUGAUUGACGCUGCGGCGCCCGAGCUGGGCGCACGUGCGCGCGCCUCGCGCAAACCUGGCGCCGGUCUCCCGUGGCAACGCCACGAGUUUACUCUUCCCCCCGAGCUCGCUGCUGACAUGCGCAGGGCGCAAGAGGCCGCGGCUGCAAGUGCUGAUAGCGUGCAGUUGGUAGAGAUCGAGGACGAACGCGGCGCAGCGAGCCUUGCCAAGUCACUCGGUCUCUCGCCGGAUGCAUUUGUGCAGCUUGCGCUCCAGGCUACUUUUGCGGCCAUGGAGCAGGGCAUGGGCCGAGCCGGCAGUCUCCGCCCUGGCGUAUACGAGGCCGCCACGAUGCAGGGCUUCUGGCGCGGACGGACCGAGACCAUCCGCUCACUGACCGAGGCUUCGGUUGCAGCAGUUUGGGGCGAGCCGCUGGCGUACUCGGGCGAUGCCCUACGUGCUGCCGGCCAAGCCCACACUGCAACGAUCAAGGCGGCCAUGGAAGGCGAUGGCAUCGACCGCCACCUGUACAUGCUCCAGUCUGUGGCCGGUGACAACGGCAACGAGCUCUUUUCCCACCCGCUGCUGACCAACGCCUCGCGCUGGCGAGUGUCGACCUCGAACAUCUCCUCGCCUCAUCUCGGCUUCAUCGGCUUUGGCGCCGUCGAUCCCGACGGCCUCGGCCUCGGCUACAACCAGUGCGCCGACGGCCUCCGCCUCGCCAUCUCAGGCUUUAACGCCAGCGACGCUGUCAACGUCGACAUCUUUGCCGGCAUCUUUCCCUCUGUUCUCUCAGCCAUGAUCGACGCUCUCCGCAAGUCUUGACGCGAUGAUCGUCCCAUCGCCCCGCUACCGCCCAACAACCGAACCGAAUGCCCCAUUCCUUCCCCAUCACCAUCCAUCCACCCGACCGCACCA
Messenger RNA from Thecamonas trahens ATCC 50062, 1890 nucleotides. RefSeq lists its product as uncharacterized. Gene Ontology annotation, molecular function: carnitine O-palmitoyltransferase activity. The record is from RefSeq and is a predicted model, not a curated record. Lineage: Eukaryota; Apusomonadida; Apusomonadidae. The transcript has a single exon. Gene Ontology annotation, cellular component: mitochondrion. Bases 1 to 1797 code for a protein of 598 amino acids. Gene Ontology annotation, biological process: fatty acid beta-oxidation.